AAGCCAAGGAGGCUUCCAAGGACCUCGAGCAAGUGGCACCAGAAGCGCGCGGGCCGGGCACCCCGCGGGAGGACGCAGCGGCCGGAGAAGGCAGCUCCCCCCCCCCUCCUCCUCCCCCGUUGCAAAGCGCCUGCUGCUGCCGGGGCCGCAGGGAAGGAAGAGCCCGGGCGCUGCGGGACUAGCCUGGCUGCGGAUGCUCGGGGCGUGGUUUUUCCACGGAGCGGCAUAGAGCGCGCGCCCCCGCGCGGCGUGGCGAGGCCUCUCCCCCCAGGGAUGUCUCCGUGGCGGGCGGCCGCCGCCGUCCGGGGAGCCGCGGCGGAGUGACAGCCCGGGAGGGAUGCCGCAGCCAGGCGCCGCCCAGCGAGCCCCCCCUGCAAGGCACCGAGCCCCGGCGGGUCGCGGCCGGCGGGGUCCGCGCGGCAUGAGUCCCCGGAGAAGCCAUGGGCUGCGGCGGCGGGGCUAGAGCGCAGCCCGGGAUCCGCGCAGCCGAGGGACUUGCCCUCUCGCUACUGAGCCUCGCCCGGAGAAGUAACUUCCCGAGCCCCGCACGCACCGGAUACAAGCCCCCGCCCGGCUGGGCACCCCCUGGCUCUGCCCACUUCUAUGUGGAGCCCGCGUCCAUGGCCGGCCCCCAGCGCGCUGCUUAGGCGCUCGGCGGGCUCCUAAAGGUUGACCAUGGUGGCCGCCACCCGCUCCUUGCUGGCGCUGCUGCUCUACCAGGUGCUGCUGGGCGGCUCGGCCGGCCUCAUCCCGGAGGUGGGCCGGCGGCGCUUCAGCGACUCGGGCCGCGCCGCCCCGCCGCCCUCGGAGGACCUGCUGAGCGAGUUCGAGCUGCGCCUGCUCAACAUGUUCGGGCUGAAGCGGCGGCCGAGCCCCAGCAAGAGCGCCGUCAUCCCGCCCUACAUGCUGGACCUCUACCGCCUGCACGCGGGCCAGGCCGCCCUGGGCUCCCCGCUGGAGAGAGCCGCCAGCCGCGCCAACACGGUCCGCAGCUUCCACCACGAAGAAGCUUGGGAAGAUCUGCCAGAAGCGAGUGGGAGAACAGCACGGCGUUUCUUCUUUAAUUUAACUUCCGUCCCUAAUGAGGAGUUUCUCACCUCCGCUGAACUUCAGAUUUUUCGGGAGCAGGUGCAGGCAACCUUUGAGAACACUAGCAGCUACCAUCACCGUAUUAAUAUUUAUGAAAUUAUAAAGCCAGCCACUUCUAAGGAUCCUGCAACAAGACUUUUGGACACCAGGUUGGUGCGUCAGAAUGCAAGUAAAUGGGAAAGCUUUGAUGUAACACCAGCUGUAAUGAGGUGGAUUGCACAUAGACAGCCUAAUCAUGGGUUUAUAGUAGAGGUGGUUCACUUGGACAAUGAGAGCAGUGUUUCUAAGAGGCACGUUAGGAUUAGCAGGUCUUUGCAUCAGGAUGAAGACAGCUGGUCUCAGCUGAGGCCAUUGUUAGUAACUUUUGGCCAUGACGGCAAGGGACACCCUCUCCAUAAAAGAGAGAAACGCCAAGCAAAGCACAAACAGCGCAAACGCCACAAAUCCAGUUGCAAAAGACAUCCAUUAUAUGUGGACUUCAAUGAUGUGGGGUGGAAUGACUGGAUUGUUGCCCCUCCAGGAUAUGGUGCCUUUUACUGCCAUGGGGAAUGCCCUUUUCCACUGGCGGACCACCUAAACACAACAAACCAUGCCAUUGUUCAGACUUUGGUCAAUUCCGUGAAUUCCAAAAUCCCUAAAGCUUGCUGCGUUCCGACAGAACUGAGUGCUAUCUCUAUGCUCUACCUUGAUGAGAACGAAAAAGUUGUAUUAAAGAACUAUCAAGAUAUGGUUGUAGAGGGUUGUGGGUGCCGCUAACACAGCAAAAUAUAUUAGACAAAUACAAAAAAAAGCUGACACUUUAAUAUUUCCCAAUGAAGACUUUAUUUAUGUAAUUAAAUGGAAAAAAAUACACCUAUUUUGAAAAUAUAUUUAUGUCCACAAAAAAGUUGGGAAAACAAAUAUUUUAAUCAGAGAAUUAUUCCUUUAAAAGAUUUUUAAAUGUAUUUUAGUUGUACAUUUUAUAUGGGUUUAAUCCCAGCACAUGAAGUAUAAUGGUCAGAUUCUUAUUUUGUAUUUAUUUACUAUUAUAACCACUUUUUAGAAGAAUAGAUAAUUUGUAUUUAUAUGUAAUCAAAAGAAAAAAAUAUAGGGUUUGUACAUAAUUUUCCCAAAUUGUAGCUGUUUUAAUUGUGUGUAUUUAAAUUGAAAAGAAUACAUGGAAGGUUACUAUGGCAAAGUGCAUAGUACAUUUGCUUUCUGCUGUGCUACUGUUAAGGUCACAAGUUCAAGUCCAGAAAAAAGUGGAUAAUCCACUCUGCUGACUUUCAAGAUUAUUAUAUUGUACAAUUCUCAGGAAUGCUGCAGGGUGGGCUGUCCAAUCCAUGAGAACUGGCAUCCUCUUUAGGUGGAACAUUUGGAUAAGAACCAAACAUUGCUGAUCUAGUAUAAAUACUGUGAUUCCCAACUAAUUUGCAGAGUGAAUACAAGCAGGGCCAAUAGAAAUCUUUAGGAAAAAAGGCCGAACUCCUCUUAAACCUACAGAAAAGUGAAUGUUUGUCAUUCUUCUCCUUUACUAGUCUUCUCUUUUAAAUCCUUAUCCUGGCCAAAUAUUAAAUAAUAAAAUAUGAUUUCUUUAUUUUUUGUGUGUGGCUAUAUAUGCUAAAAAGGAGCAACACUUUUAUUUCUACUGGCCCUUUUCUCUAAGAGUUGGGAAUACAAUUCUUUUUUCUUCUCUCAAAUGAGAGCUUAUUUGUGUGGAAUGCUAUAGAAAAAUAAUCUCCAAACUUUGCCCUAAAGUACAGCAAACUAUUAUCUCUAGACUCUAUCUACUUUUACCUGUUGGUUUUGCUGACUUGCAAAGUAGCUUUGUCUCCCUCUCCUCACUCCCCCCAGGGUCUUGUUUUGAAAGCAUUCCCCCACCAAAUAUUAAACCUCUUUUGGAUAAUAAAUAGGGCUCUGGCAUUUCAUUCUGCAAAGUCCAAUCUGCAAGAGUAAAUGGUUGAAUAUCAAAGAAAUUGUGUUUUCUGGGUUUCCUUCUUCAAUUUUUUUUAUAUAUUUUUAAAAGAGCAACAUCAUGAUUUGCAGUUAGUAAUCAAGGCAUUAAUCACAGCUCUUACUUACACCAAGAGUCUUGUAACUGUUCAGUAACAGUUUGCAAGUAAUUUGUAGAUGGGAUGAGGACACAGAAGCUGGGUUCCUUUUUGCAUUGGAAAAGCUGCCAAGUAUGAGACUAAAAAGUACCUCAGGUUGGCUUCUUGGUGAUGUACUGUAAAUUGGACUGAAUCCAAGUGCAGAAUGAAAUUAAAUUUGCUUACAGGUGGUAAACUUGUUCCAACAUUCAGAACUCUUAGUUCUAAAAAGCUGUAGAAUUGGCCAUAGAAUAAUGUUUCUGUGAUUUCCUCCAGGAACUAAAAGUUGCUUUGUUUGGAUUUGAAAAUGUAAAUACACCAACCAAAACCUUUGCCAGAAGGUGGUACUUCUCUAUCCAGGAACCCCUUGGCUCUGAACUGCCAGUCAUUAACUUGCUUAAUGUUUGGGGAAGUUUUGAGCUACUAAUAAAAAACAGUAUACUACAUUGAAUGUACUAAUUGGGCUUGUUGGUCAAAAGAUUCCCAACUAGAUUAUACCUUUAAGACCUUUUAAAGUAUAAUUCUUCUAUCUCUGCCCCCAAAUAAAUCUGUAAAUGCAACUGUUAUUAGAGGUAACAGGAAAGAAAAAUUAGUCAUUACUGAUUGGAUUCUGCCCUUUUUUCUUUUGUGAGCCUAAAAUGUUUGUUAGGCUCAUCUGUGAACUUGUGGCAGGAUAAGUUUUUGUGGGUUUUUUUUUUUUUUAAUUGACAGACACUCACUCACUUUACUCUAGCAAUAUCAUUUAAAGAGAUCGUCCAUUCUAUAGCUUUGUUUAUUUUGGAACACCUAACACUUAUUUGUAAUGGUGAUUCAAGAUUGUUGCCUGUGUUUUUGCUUGAGGGCCGGCCCCCUUGGUUUCUAAAGUAUUUUGUGAAGAUAUGAUUAGGCCAUUUUAACAAUGGCUUAUUUUAACUUUCAGCUCCUUACUCCCUUAAACAUACGCCCAGGGUGCGUCUAGACUGGCAAGAUUUUGCGCAAAAGUGGCCGCUUCUUGUGCAAAUACUUUCACACUCCUG
Molecule: messenger RNA, 4174 nt
Organism: Pelodiscus sinensis (Chinese soft-shelled turtle)
Lineage: Eukaryota; Metazoa; Chordata; Testudines; Trionychidae
Gene: BMP2
Product: bone morphogenetic protein 2
Cellular component (GO): extracellular region
Molecular function (GO): growth factor activity; cytokine activity
Source: RefSeq, a predicted model, not a curated record